This is a messenger RNA of Austrofundulus limnaeus, 3204 nucleotides long. Its product is annotated as von Willebrand factor A domain-containing protein 5A. Bases 611 to 2983 code for a protein of 790 amino acids. NCBI's taxonomy places the organism in Eukaryota, Metazoa, Chordata, Actinopteri, Cyprinodontiformes, Rivulidae. The transcript is spliced from 20 exons. The record is from RefSeq and is a predicted model, not a curated record.
AGCCUACAGGGCUUUUUGCCUCUCCCUGCACUGUCAUCAUCUUUUUCUUCUUCUUUGAAUUGAUGUUUUUAUUGUGCAAAUAAACUAAACUAAAACUAAACUAAAGUGUUACAAGUGUUGGCCUGUAGAAGAUGCAUUUUCCUUAAAAAUGACCGUUUAGAAAAUUACUUAGAGGAAUAAGUCGUAGUUGAGAAAACGCAGGAUGAAGCUGUAGAAAAAGAUAGCUGAAUGGCUGAACUCUCAGAAAGCAAGUAGCUAAGAGACAAAAAUAUGUAUAAAAACGCGCAUGAAGACAGUGGUAGAUCCAUAAAUAAAAAAAGGUUACAAUAAACAAGUCAUACUGUGAUUUAAAUGUCCUGAGAAGUAUGAAAACCAAGAGAAUAGUACCUCUCCGCUCCUCUGUGAUGUCAUGUGUCAUAAAGCGAGCGCUCCCAGGAGGCGCGGUUCUGACGUCUUGGUUCAGCACGUCCUCUCAUACAGAGCAGAACCCGAAGUAGGCUCUGAGACAGCACUAUGCUGUAUUAUUUUGGUGAUGGAAUAACAGCGAGGAGCGGGCUUUGAAUAAAAGUUAAAACGGCCUGCCAUACUGACACUGACAUCCAAAGUAAGAAUGUCCAACUGCAGCGGUCUGCUGAAUCCACAGAAASAACCAGUUCCUCUGAAGAGCAUUGAUGUUCAGCUGGAGGUGAGGGAUCAUGUAGCUACAGUGGUCUCCACUCUGAAGUACGAGAACAAGGAGGACAAACCACUAGAGGCUGUUUUUGUCUUCCCUCUGCCUGGAGAUGCWGCUGUGUGUCAUUUCAGUGCUGACAUUGGACAGACACACAUUGUAGCUGAGGUGAAGGAGAAACAGCAGGCUCGGGAGGAGUACGAUGAUGCGCUGAGCUCCGGUCAGCAGGCCUUCCUGUUGGAGGAGAGUGAGCAGAGUCCAGAUAUUUUCUCUCUGAGUGUUGGCAGUCUGCCUCCAGGAGAGAGCGCCUCCAUCAGGCUGGAGUACGUCACUGAGCUGGCUGUGCAGGCUGAUGACGGGCUGAGGUUCUSUCUGCCUGCUGUGCUCAACCCUCRCUACCAACCUCAGGGUAGUGAAGGUGCCAGUGCCCAGGUGACCUCAGUUCCAGCCUCUCUGGUCCCCUACAGUCUGUCCUUUUGUGUCCAAGUGUCCUCUCCUCGUCCAAUCUCUAAAGUAGAGUCCAGCUGCUCCCUGGAUCCUCUUCAGUACCUCAACACUGAUCAGACUCAGGCCUCGGUGAAGUUGGCUGCAGGACACAAGUUUGACAGAGACGUUGAAGUGCUGAUUUAUUACAAAGAUGCCCACCAGCCCACUGCUGUGGUGGAGGCAGGACAGGCCUCUGUUCAACACGGUACUCUGAUGGGUGAUCCGGUGGUAAUGUUGAGCCUUUACCCAGAAUUCCCCAAAUCUGUGACGUCUUCACUCAACACAUGUGGAGAGUUUGUGUUCCUACUGGAUCGAUCAGAGAGUAUGGAUUCCCCCCUGUAUUCUGGAAGUCCUCAGAGUCGUAUUGCCAGUGCUCUGGAUACUUUAAUGCUCCUGUUGAAGAGUUUACCAAUGGGCUGCUAUUUCAACAUCUACAGUUUUGGAAGCACUUAUGAACACAUCUUCCCUAAGAGUGUAAAGUACAACCAGAAAACCUUGAAACAAGCUGUCAAACAAGUUGAAGAGAUGGAAGCUACUCUGGGAGGAACAGAGAUCCUGGAGCCUCUCCGACAUAUUUACAGCCAGCCCUGUAUUCCCCAAAAUCCUAGACAACUGUUUGUUUUCACCGAUGGCAAGGUGUAUAACACUAACAUGGUUCUAGAUGAGGUGAAGACAAACUCUGAUUCUCACAGGUGUUUCACCUUUGGGAUCGGAGAAGGRGCCAGCUCAGUUCUCAUCAACUGGAUGGCGAGAGAAGGAAGAGGUCACGCUCAGUUCAUCACAGGAACUGAAAGGAUGCAGCCAAAAGUGAUGCAGUCAUUACGAUUCGCACUCCAGCCACUWGUUGAUGACAUAUCAGUCACGUGGGAUUUACCAAAUGGAGUGUCAGCCACCAUCCUGUCUCCACCAAUCAAAAUGCUUUUCCUUGGUCAGCGGUCACUCGUUUAUGYCCAGCUCAGUGGAGUGUCUCAGAGUUCAGAGGCGGCACGGGGCUGUUUCACAGUGAAUUACACCGUAGCAGGUCAUCCUGCUCAGAACCAGCUGGGCUUCAGCCUCCAGCCUGCAGAGGAGACCAGACUGGACACAGAGCAGAAAGAUCAUCUGCCGUGUACCCGCUUCACAAUCCACCGACUGGCUGCGCUCUCUCUGAUUCGCUCCCUGGAAAUAGAGAACAUGAGAAACAAUGAGCAGUAUAUGAAAUUAAAAGAGAGACUGCUUGAUGUUAGUGUGCAGUCCGGAGUUGUCAGCAUCUUCACCGCCUUCAUCGCUGUCAACAAACAAGACGGUAAAGUCAUUCAGGGGCCGCUGAUCGUAUGGGAGGAUCCGAACUACGUGCCCAUGCUUCGAGGAGCUCUGUUGGGUUUGUUUGCAGACACUUCAAGUAAAAAGAAUAUUUUCAGACGGAUUUACUCGUCUCUAAGAAAACGCACUGCAUUUAGGAGCAGCGAAAGCUCUUUAAAGAAGAAACAAACACCAGCGAUGGAGUCCACGAAGCCGCCCAGAGACCCUCUGCUGCAGCUGGUGUCCCUGCAGGAGGCUUCAGGCUGCUGGUUGCUCUGCCCAGCUUUAGCUACUGCUCUGGGAAAAAACACAGAGGAGGUGGUCAAAACAAAGCCUGCGUCGAGCAAAAAGGAGGUGUGGGCCACCAUUUUGGCUCUGAUCUGGCUUCAUGGGUUUAAAAUGGAUGCAAAGGUGGAGUGGGAGCUUCUCGCAAUGAAAGCAGCAUCCUGGCUCUGUGGUAAGAGAGCUGUGUGGAUACCUGAGUGUGUGGAAGCUGGAAAUAAACUGUUGGGUUGUGACGUGCAGGAAGGUGAGCUGGGACUCUGAGCUUUAUACUGAGGUUACUGCUUCAGGAUUAGUACACAGAAACUUUCUUUAAUUUGUCUUUGACAUCACUGCACUUUUGUUUCACGGUGUUGUUUUUUUAUAUCUCAUCUUCCUCGGAAUGAAAUAGUAAAAUGAAAUCAACACCUUAUAAUUCUUGCUGUUUAUCUGAUUUUAAACCAGAUAAAACACUCUAAAUAAGAAAUWAAUGUUACAUGUUUUCA